Morus notabilis is the source of this 2346-nucleotide messenger RNA. RefSeq names its product serine/threonine protein phosphatase 2A 57 kDa regulatory subunit B' theta isoform. Lineage: Eukaryota; Viridiplantae; Streptophyta; Magnoliopsida; Rosales; Moraceae. The record is from RefSeq and is a predicted model, not a curated record. Gene Ontology annotation, molecular function: protein phosphatase regulator activity. The transcript is spliced from 3 exons. Gene Ontology annotation, cellular component: protein phosphatase type 2A complex. Gene Ontology annotation, biological process: signal transduction. The coding region runs from base 527 to 2074 and encodes 515 amino acids.
AACUUUGAAUAGAGAAAAAGGAGGAAACAUUAUCAAACAAAAUAUUUUCUCAGUCAACAAACAACAACAAGAGAAAUAAAAAGGAUAACAAAAUCCGCGAUUUUCUCCGCUGAGAAGAUUGGAAGCGUAAGAGAAUAGCGGUGAAGAUUGAUUGAUUCUGAUUUCUUCAUUUUUCUAGUGGCAGAACUGAAAAAUCGAAGAUUGUGAUCGAAGAAAGCACCGGUUUGGUCUGGUCUUGAGCAGUAAAAAGGUGGGUUUUGCUUCUUUUCCCAAAACCCCCUCGGUUUGUUUCGUUUUCAGGAGGUGUAUGAAAAGAUAGAGAAAGAAAAAAGGAAAAUCUUUGGUGGGUUUUUUUUUAGAAUUUUCAUUUUCAGUGUUGUGCUUGAAAUGGGGUUUCAGGAUUUUGAAAUCUUUUUUGUGGGUCUCUUCUUAUUCGAUGGAUUGUUUUGUAGCUGAAAAUCUUGGGAUUUCGUGUUGUAAUCUUUAGAGGGUGGCAGUGGCACUUGGUCUUUUGUGUAGUUUGAGUAUGUUCAAACAGAUUCUUAGUAAGCUUCCGCGGAAGUCUUCUAAGAGUGUCGAAAAUCGUGAUUCUAGUAGUGCUUCCACCAGUUCAAGAAGUGGAGAAUUAGGGACUAGAAAGUCUGGAAAUUUAGGAGCUAAUUAUGCUUUAGAAGUUGGUCAGAAUAACGGAAACAAAAAUGCCCGAAUUGCGAAUGUGAAGUCGAGGCCUAAUGGCUUCCCGGUGUCGUCGUCGUCUUACGAAGCAUUGCCAGCGUUCAGGGAUGUUCCAAGCUCCGAGAGGCAGAGUUUGUUAAUAAAAAAAUUGAACUUGUGUUGUGUUGUAUUUGAUUACACUGACCCAACCAAGCACCUCAAAGAAAAGGAGAUCAAACGCCAAACAUUGUUGGAGCUAGUGGAUUACUUGACUUCUUCCAAUGGUAAAUUUUCGGAAACGGUUAUGCAAGAGGGCAUAAAAAUGGUAUCGGCAAAUUUGUUUAGGUCUUUCACCCCGCAAUUGCGCGAGCACAAAGUUGUGGAAGGUUUUGAUUUGGAAGAGGAAGAGCCUUCUAUGGAUCCAGCAUGGUCUCAUUUGCAAAUUGUAUAUGAGUUUCUCUUGAGGUUUGUUGCAUCACCUGAUACCGACACGAAAUUGGCUAAAAGAUACGUUGAUCACUCGUUUAUUCUCAAGUUGCUUGAUCUUUUUGACUCUGAGGAUCCUAGAGAAAGGGAGUAUCUAAAAACCAUCCUGCACCGCAUUUAUGGGAAAUUUAUGGUACAUCGACCAUUCAUAAGGAAAGCUAUCAACAACAUCUUUUUUCGUCUCAUCUUCGAGACUGAGAAGCAUAAUGGUAUUGCGGAACUGCUAGAAAUUUUGGGAAGCAUUAUAAAUGGUUUUGCUCUGCCUCUGAAAGAAGAGCAUAAGUUAUUUCUUGUUCGGGUGCUUAUCCCCUUGCACAAACCGAAAUGCUUGGUGAUGUACCAUCAACAAUUAUCUUACUGCAUCACACAAUUUGUGGAAAAAGAUUGCAAGCUUGCUGAUACAGUCAUAAGGGGUUUGUUGAAGUACUGGCCAAUCACCAAUAGUAACAAGGAAGUCAUGUUCUUAGGUGAGUUGGAGGAAGUUUUAGAAGCGACUCAGCCUCCGGAAUUCCAGCGUUGCAUGGUGCCCUUGUUUCGCCAGCUUGCUCGUUGUUUGAACAGCUUUCACUUUCAGGUUGCAGAGAGAGCCUUGUUUUUAUGGAACAAUGACCAUAUUCAGAACUUGAUCAAACAAAACUGUCAUGUUAUACUGCCCAUAAUAUUUCCUGCUUUGGAGAAAAAUGCUAGGAAUCACUGGAACCAAGCUGUUCAUAGCUUGACCUUAAAUGUCCGUAAGAUCUUCCAUGAUCUUGAUCCCGAGCUGUUCAAAGAAUGCUUGGUCACGUUUGAGGAAGAGAAGUCGAAGGAAGAAGAGAUUAAAGCAAGACGUGAGGCCACAUGGAGACGUCUAGAAGAGCUUGCUUCAAAGAAAGCGACGAGCAAUGAAGCGGUGCUCGUUCCUUACAAAGCUCCUCCGAGUACAGCCUCGGUUUAGCUGCAGCAGGAGUUUCUAGGUGACAGUUCCAAUGGCCUCCAUUUUUUGUUUCUUGAUUGAGAUGGGGUUGGUGACGUGGUGAGUGGUUGACUGGUUCAGGGGGUUUUAAUGUUUAUGCAUUCAAUUAUUUUCUCACCUGCUGAGAGAAAUAUUUCAGAUCAUAUCAUGUGGGAAGAGUCUAGCCAAUAACUAAACAAAAUCCCAGAAAUUACAUUGCCAAUUAUUUUGUUGAUCCUUUUUCCUUCAAAUCUUAUUCUAAGGUCUUUUGCUGA